ACUAUAAAGAGCAUUUAAUUUAGGUGUGUAAUUUGAAACCUUCAAAAACCAGUGCGUGGAACCCACCAAAUGGUAAACAUCUCAAAUCCAUAGCAAAAAAGGCCACGUGGCAGAAGGAAAACGCACUGAUUCAAGUGAAAAAAUGGAUUUUACAUAGUGGAUAACAAUUCACGGUUUCACAGGGGAGGAGGGGUCAAGGUUCCUCAGGCUCAGGUCUGCUCAGCUCAGAGGCCUUAAAAUCUUAGCGGUGUCUCUUUCUACCAGUUUUAUUGCUCUCUUCUUCUCUCCAUUACUGACACAUUUUACACUUUUAAUCUGGUUGAUCCUUUUACUGCAUUUUUUGGACAUUUCUUACGCUUCCAAAAUCUCCGUAUCUGCAAAUGUCACGAUUUCUUGGCUCAUUUUGAGUGUUUUUUGGCUUUUUCUUUGAACCCUAAUUUCAUAUGUUGGACAUUGCUUCUUCUCCUCUGUACCUCUAUCUAAUAGUGAAAGUUCCAGGAAUAAGUCCAUAAAAAAGUUCAAUGCUUGGAGUUGAAGAAUGGGGUUAUUUGAAUAUUGAGUGACUGGUGAGAUUGCUUGAAAUGGUUUAAAGUUUGUGCCUUUUGUUCAUCUCAAGACUACCCAUUUGAUCUAAGUUGUUUUUGGAUAUCCGCUUUCUGGCUUUAGGCAGACGGGAUUUGGAAGAUUUUCUGUUUGUAAGAAAAAAAAAAGGAACGAGCUUUUAGUGUCCUGCAUUUGAAGGAUCUCAGAUGAGAUAAUGGAGGGGGAGAGAAAGCGUUCAAAGGGAAUCUUUUUUCACUUCUUUGAUUGGAAUGGGAAGUCACGAAAGAAGCUGUUCGUGAAUAAUUCUGAAUUAUCUGGUACAGAAGGAUCAAAGCAAGGAAAAGAAAAUGUUGAAAAUAUAGAGAAAGCACAGCUUCAUGCAAUAGAGGCGGAUGAUAGAAGAGCAAAUUCAAGCAACAAGGGGAGUACUGACUUUAGUUGCACUUCAUCAGUAACUAGUGAUGAAGGAUAUGGAACUAGAGCACCAGGGGUGGUUGCUAGACUUAUGGGCUUGGAGUCUUUGCCAACAUCAAAUGCUGCUGAGCCCUCUUCCACCCCUUUUUGUGAUUCUGCUUCACUUAGAGCAUCUCAAUAUGAUAGUAGUACCCCUAAUUUAUGGAGUGAGUAUAAUCCCAUGGACUACCUUAACAAUUCCAAGGAUUCUUGGAAUUCUUUGGAAUCAAGGUCACUAAAGGUGCAGAACCGGCCAAUUGAGAGAUUUCAAACUGAAAUAUUGCCGCCAAAAUCAGCUAAAUCAAUUCCUAUCACCCAUCAUAAGCUGUUAUCUCCAAUCAAGACUCCUGGAUUCAUCCCAACAAUGAAUGUGGCCUACAUAAUGGAGGCAGCUGAAAAGAUAAUUGAGGCAAGUCCUAAGGCAAGUAUAAAUGGUAAAGUGCCAUCGAUUGGGACAUCUUCACUUCCAUUAAGAAUUCAGGGUUUGAAACAGAAAAUGGAAGCAGCUCAUAGAGCAUCUAGGCCUCAAAGACCAAAUGAAUUGUUCUCUGCCGAGAAUACAAAAGGACAGCACAGUGGCAGUAGUCAGAGAGGGUCAGAAGGCAAGCCAUCAUGCAGUACUUCAAUGUUUUCUGAAAAAGGUGCUUCUGGCAGUUUAAAGAAUAAGGGAAAACCAGUUUCACUUUCAGUAAAAGCAAAGUCCAAUGUUCAGAGAAGAGAGGGAUCAACUUCAAGAAAUAACAACAUUAAGCAGAAGGAGCAGAAGGAGAUUCGGUCUAACCAGUCACUUAAAAGCCUGCCCAGUACACAAAAGACCAAGAGAACUUCUGAAGAAAGGACUAGCAAUGUGUUCAGGCAGAAUAACCAGAAGCAAAAUUGUGUAUCUGGUAAAGAGAGUUCAACUUCGAAGAAUUCAUUUUCUAAACAGCCAGGCAGAAAAGCUCAGUCCAUGAGUGGUUCUGUUGGGGUUAGUAGGACAGUAAAGAAAGUUGUUUUAAAGCCUGAAACUGUGUCCAGAAAGGUGCGUUCAGUGGUCACAACUUCUGAAAAGGACAAACCAAAUAAUAUAUCUCAGACGAAACAGUCUGUAAAUGGCGAUUUCCAAAUUGACAGAAGUGUUUCUGAUAAUGUGUCAUGUAAUCGAGAUGAGAGGUCUAUAAAAUGUAAUGUUGCAGUAGAUGGAAGCAUGCACACAGCUGUAGAUAACAGGAAAAAUGGCAUGGAGGUUAUUUCAUUUACAUUCACAUCCCCUGUGAGGAGAACCACCUCUAAUACCCAACCCUCAAUGAUGGAAGGAACUAACAGCUCUGCCAUUGAUUCUUUGGGUAGUAAUGAUUGUCCUUACUUCCAAAAUUCCACAUCUUCUUUUCUAGGGUUCAGUAGUGGUGAUGCUUUGGGUGUUCUUUUGGAACAAAAGCUGCGGGAAUUAACAAAUAAAGUUGAAUCAUCUCAUUGUAACAUAAUCAGAGACGAGACUUCUGCUAGUUCUACAUCAAGUUUGCAGAAUUUCAUGUCCACAUUUAACGUGGUUAGCACCAUACCUGCUGUACAUGACAAGAGGAUUCAAUUUGUAGAAAAAGACAAGUCAGACCACCCAGAUAACUUUGAUUGCUUUUCUGUGGAGUGUCCAAAGCUUACCAAGAACCAAAUGUGGCAGGAAUCUGAAGAAAUUGAAGAGCACAGCUGUAGCAGCAAUUGCAGCUUCACUGAAAUAGACCUUGAAUGUCGACAUCCUAGUCCAGUUUCAAUUCUUGAACCUACUUUUGAGAGUGGAAGUUGCUCAAAUACCAAUGUUCAAUCUGAUGAGGCGCUCAAUGAUUUCUCUGCAAAUGAAUCUUUUGAAGUGGAAGGGGAGAGAGAAUUAUCAGAUUCAGCCUCCUCAAUAUCUACAGUAGACAUGAGAAGGAAGCUCACUAAAACAUUCACGUCAGCAGAAUUUAAGGGAUCAAGUGACUGGGAACUAGAUUACGUGAGGGAUGUACUUAACAAUGCAGAAAUAAUGUUGAAAGAUUUCACAUUGGGUCAUACGCCAAAUGUCAUAACUCCGCAUCUUUUCCAUCUGCUGGAAAAUCAAGAGAAUGGAAUAAAAAGAAAUGAAGAAGAGUACUCCAAGCUUGGGCGAAAGGUUUUGUUUGAUUGUGUUAGUGAACGGUUGGAGCUCAUGUGCAGAAAAGCUUUAGUCGGGAGCUGCAAAUCAUGGGCUAGAAUGUGGACGUUAUUUCAAAUGAGGGGUUGGUUGGCAGAGGAAUUGUAUAAGGAUAUCUCAGGUUGGAAAAGCAUGGGAGACUUGAUGGUGGAUGAGCUUGUGGACAAGGACAUGAGCACUCAGUAUGGGAGAUGGCUUGACUUUAACAUAGAAGCAUUUGAAGAAGGUGUCGAGAUUGAGAAGGGGAUUCUAACUUCUUUGGUUGAUGAACUGGUUUCUGAUUUAUUUAUCAUGUAAAGCCCUUUAAGAAAGGCUUCUUUUCCAUUUAAUUUCUAGUGUAUCAAUGGAAGCUGGUUGACCUUUGUAUUCUUCUGUUUUGUGUAGGAUUAUAUAUAUAUAUAUAUCAUCCAUUCAUGUCCA
This is a messenger RNA of Hevea brasiliensis (rubber tree), 3562 nucleotides long. RefSeq lists its product as uncharacterized. The record is from RefSeq and is a predicted model, not a curated record. The transcript is spliced from 6 exons. The coding region runs from base 758 to 3439 and encodes 893 amino acids. Lineage: Eukaryota; Viridiplantae; Streptophyta; Magnoliopsida; Malpighiales; Euphorbiaceae.